ACGUUUUAUUAACAGAUAUAUGCUUUAAAGUGUUAAGAAUGUGCAAAUACUUCUUAUUCUCUUUGCUUUGUGUUAAUUUUUCGAUAACAACAUCACAAUUCAUUAAGAUUUCUUCAUAAACUGAAAAAAGAAGGUUGAAACAAACUAAAAAGAAUUCCACAUACUACGGAGGACCUUGAAAACUUUAAAAUAUUGGAUUAAUUACAGUCAUUUUAACAUGACUCUUAACUGUCAAAAUGACAAGAAUGUGUCAAUUUAUUUAUAUUUUAAAUCGAUAACAGAUGUCGCUGUUAAUUAUUCUUCGUAAGCAUUUAAUUAAAAUUGUUAUUAAAUGUCAAAACGAUUGUUUUAGUUAUUUUUUAAAUAGAUGUUCCUGUAGCUUAGUUACAUUCUUCGUAGGUAUUUAAUUAAAAUUGUCAUUUUAAGAGGAUUCUUAAAUGUCAAAAUGACAAGAAUGAUUUAGUGAUAUUUUAAAUCGGUAACAGAUGUCGCUGUAACUUAGUUACGUUACAUUUUUCGUUGGUAUUUAAAUCGUUUUUAUCGUUUCUUGAGAAUUUAAUGAAUUAUUCCAUUAUAUUGCACGAUUUUAUUACGAUUUUAAAGCGAUUUUCUCACGUAAAGUUAUAACUAUUAUUGCAGCGCUCCGCUUUUGUGCUACGUUUUGCGCAGAAAAAAAAUCUGCGAAUUAAAAAAUUGCAAUCAGUGUAAUUUCUCCCUAAUUAAAUAAUAUACGUAAAAAUAAUCGUGUGUGAUCAUAAAUUAUUAAUCAUCGAAUAUCCUGUUAUUGGAAUAUAAAAAUAAAUUGAUAUCUUUAAGACGUUAGUUUUAGGAAUUUCAAUCUCCACAGUUAUCUUAUCUUUUAAUAAUUUCUUAUCGACACAUAAAGUGUACGAAAUAGUUCUAUUAACAAGUAAUAUCAUUUAGAAACUGUUGUAUUAGUAUCAUUACAUGCAAAAAACAUGCUUUGCCUGAAGUGUUGCUGUUGGAGUAGGAAAAUGAAUGUUACAGCUCGAGUUUUUAAUCCACCUGAUGAACCAGAGAAGCCACCUGGCGAACCAGAGAAGCCACCUGCUGAACCAGAGAAGCCACCUGUUAUAAAUCCUCAAGUUGUAGAUGAAAGAAGACCUGGAAUUAGAGAACAUAUUCCGUUGGAUAAUAAUGUUGAAAUUGAGGUUACGCCAAAAAGUGACCACGACAAAGAAAUCAUCAAAAAGGCGAUAUCUUCAAAUGAAUUCUUGGAAAACAUCCUUCAAGGAAAAAUUUUAGAUGUAAUUGUAGAUGCGAUGUAUUCCAAAGAAGUCGCGGAAGGCGAAGUGAUUAUUCAAGAAGGCGAACCUGGAAGUAAUAUGUACGUUUCCGAUCAAGGGACGUUCGAGGUUUACGUUAAGAACAAAUUGGUCAGCUCAUUUAGUGAUCAAAAAGUUUUCGGGGAAUUGGCCGUUUUGUAUAACAAUAAACGAUUAGCGACGAUUAAAGCGAUCACGAGCGGAAAGAUUUGGGUUUUACCGAGAGUUGUCUAUCAACAAAGUCUUAUUAAAGAUGCAAUGCAAUACAUGAACGAAACGUUUUCCUUUUUAAAGAAUGUCCCGAUGAUUAAUAAGUUGAGAGAGGAAAAAUUGAGGAUAAUCGCUGAUUUGUUGAAAAAAGAAGUUUUUAAACCGGAUACGGUUAUUGUUAAAGAAGGCGAUGUUGGCGAUAAAUUUUAUAUUAUUCGAGCUGGAUCAGUUACUGUCACGAAAAAUGGUGAAGGAAAAGUUGGAGAAUUAGGUAAAGGUGAAUUCUUCGGAGAACGUGCUUUAUUAUAUUCAGAUACAAGACAAGCCACUGUAACAGCUCAAGCACCAUCUGUUGAAUGUUUAACAUUAACUCGUACUCAAUUCCAAGAACAUUUCGAUCCCAACCUCUUAAAAGUUGUUGAUGAUAAAAUCGAAGAUGUUCAGGAACAAGAUAAAACACCAAAAAGAGAAAUGCCAUCAACAUCGGCGGGAGGGGAAUAUUCGGAUAUAAAAUUAGCUGAUUUAACAAUGAUAGCAACGUUGGGUGUUGGAGGAUUUGGUCGCGUUGAACUGGUACAACAUAAAAAGCAAAAAGAUUUAACGUUUGCAUUGAAAUAUUUAAAGAAAGCUGAUAUGGUUGAGCAAUCCCAAGUUGAGCAUGUUUACAAUGAACGUAAUAUUCAAAUUAAAUGUAAUAGUAUAUUUAUUGUGAGGUUAUACAACACUUUUAAAGAUCAAAAAUAUUUAUAUUUUCUGAUGGAAAGUUGUCUCGGUGGUGAUCUGUGGGCUUAUUUGCAAAAGAGAAAGAAUAAAUGCGUUUCAGACCAAGACGCAAGAUUCUUCGCCGGAUGUGUUUUAGAAGCGUUCGCUUAUCUCCACGAAAGAAAAUACAUUUACCGCGAUUUAAAACCGGAGAAUCUUUUAAUCGACGCACAAGGAUACAUUAAAUUAACCGAUUUCGGUUUUGCAAAACAUUUAGGUGAUCAAUUAAAAACGUUUACAUUCGCCGGAACCCCCGAAUACGUCGCACCCGAAAUCAUUUACAAUAAAGGGCACGAUAAAUCAGCUGAUUAUUGGACGUUUGGUAUUUUAAUUUUUGAAUUGUUAGUGGGAAGAACUCCGUUUAGAGCUGGGGAUGAUUAUAUGAAAACUUAUAAUAGAAUUUUAAAAGGAAUUAAUGCAGUUACUUUUCCUCAACACGUUAGUCGUAGCGCAGUGAAUAUUAUUUUGAAACUGUGUAGACCAACUCCAACGGAACGAUUGGGACUCCAAAAGAAUGGUAUCGAUGAUAUUCGAAAUCAUAAGUGGUUCCAAGGUUUCGAAUGGAACAAAUUGAGAAGUAAGAAAAUGAAGGCUCCUUACGUUCCAAAAUUGACAAGUAAUAUUGAUGUUAGAAAUAUUGAUUCGUUUAAGAAAGAUGACGAUAUUCCUCCUGAUUCGACGGAAUUUGAUCAAUUUUAAAAAUAAUUUUAUCCAAAAAACUUAUUCGUUUUGGCAAAUCAUAAGAUUUAGGGAUUUUUGGUUUGUUGGAUACUUACUAUGUCAACUUAAAUCAUUAUUAAAAGUGAGGUUAGGUUUGCUUUUACUAAAUGUCAUCUAAAUGUCAAAUAAAGUUAAGUUUUUUAAAAGUGUGCAAACGAAUAGUUUUAAUGAAUUUAACUUUCUUAAUG
Molecule: messenger RNA, 3166 nt
Organism: Onthophagus taurus
Lineage: Eukaryota; Metazoa; Arthropoda; Insecta; Coleoptera; Scarabaeidae
Product: cGMP-dependent protein kinase, isozyme 1
Biological process (GO): protein phosphorylation
Molecular function (GO): ATP binding; cGMP-dependent protein kinase activity
Source: RefSeq, a predicted model, not a curated record